This is a messenger RNA of Chara braunii, 4990 nucleotides long. The record is from the annotation of a GenBank genome assembly. Lineage: Eukaryota; Viridiplantae; Streptophyta; Charophyceae; Charales; Characeae.
ACGCUGCAAAUCCCGCAACCAUCGUCCGUACGGCGAGUUACGACCAUUACCAAUCCCGUUGAGGUGAAGGGAAGCGAUUGCCAUGGACAUUCCCGGCCCGUUCCCCAAGCACAAGACCGGAGUGGAUGGGAUUCUCACGGUGGUCGACCGACUCACCAAGUUCGCCAUGUUUUUCCCUUGUUACUAUCAUGCCAAGGCACCGGAGUUGGCCGAGGUUCUUUACGCCGGUUGGUUUCGAACCAAGGGUUACCCCAAGGAGAUCGUCUGCGACCGCGACACCCGGUUCAUGUCCGAUUUUUGGUUGGCGCUCAUCAAGCGAUGGGGCUCAUCUCUCAGGCCCAGUUCAGCUCGCCACCUUCAGACCGAUGGCCAAACGGAGAGGGCGCACCAGACCGCACAGGUUCUCCUUCACACUCUCAUUCAUCCGGACCAGAAGGACUGGGUUGAGCGGCUGCCGGAUGUCGAGUUGACCUACAACUCCUCUAUCCACCCGGCUAUCGGGAUGUCGCCCUUUGAGUUCGAGCACGGCUCGCCGGUCACUUCACCGUUGGACACUAUUACUCCACGAACGACCGAGAGUGACGACCAUCUUCAUUUCUGGCGUCGGAUGCAAGAACUUCUUAUCAAGGCACGCGACCAGAUGGCCAAGGCGCAGCAGCGCAUGAGCCAGCAGGCCAAUCAUCAGCGUCUUCCUUGCCCAUUCUGCGCCGGCGACCUCGUGUGGGUUUCCACAGCGGAAUUCAGCCUUGAACAAGACAUCUCUCGCAAGCUCCUCCCGAAAUGGAUGGGGCCUUGGCCGAUCGUAGCACCCGCUGGGGACUCACCUGAGGGACCUUCCUUCACGAUUCAGGUGCCCGACCACUUGCCCGUCUACCCAGUCUUUCAUUGCUCCAAGUUCGCUCUAUACACGCCAGCGGAACAUGACGAUUUUCCCGGGAGACGUUCCCAAGACCCACCCUCUAUGGACGGCUUUCAGGAGGUCGGCGACAUCAUCUCCCAGCGACGCUACGGCAACAGGCCAACCGAGUAUUUGGUGCAUUUUGCAUGCUGCACACACAGAGUUGACCGUUGGUUGACCCAUCCGGAACUUCAAGCAACAACGCCAGAUGUUCUCGCACGCUAUGAACCGCCAGGCUCCUUCACACUUGGUGAUGGAUACGAUGUAUGUUUGGUCGGCGUUCAAACAUUGAUUGGGCUAGUCAUUAGCAUUCUAGCAUUCUGCUUCGCUAUCUUUUGCUACGUGAAUGAGGUGACAGAGGAUGGAUUCAGAAGGAGGGUUGCAAAACAUGUGGCGGUGGGGUGGGCAUCAGGCGACGAGGGUUGCGACGUAUGCGGGUCUUCCGGUGGGAUGUGUGGCACCGGAGAGGGGGGAGGCAGACGUAUUGUCGAUGCUAAAUGGGUCACCGGUGGGGUGGAGAUCGUCACCAAUGGGAUGGCCGACAGACUAGUCGUUGAUGCCGGGAUGGGUGGAGGUGAUGAGGGUGGCCGACUCAAGGAAGGUGUGAGGUCGGAGAUUGGCGUGAUGGCGGUUGGUCAUUUCAGUUUACCACCAGCGAGCGACACUGUCGAGGAGUCUGCUGCCGACGAUGGGGAGCCAGUGGACGACAGGGAUAUUGCGGAGGGAGAAGCAGCGAGGGAAACAACACUAGCUGCAAGUCAGGCGUUGGCAGCAGCAAACGCCGCAGCUAGGGAACAGGCAGCAGCAGCAGCCAGUGCAGCAGCAAUGGCUACCGCGGCAGCAUCCUCUGCUGCAUCCUCGUCUGGGACCCUGUUGGGAAUGCCCUCGGGGCCCACAGGUACUUUCGGAUCAGGACAGCAGCAAGGUCAAUGGUACCCAAAGACCCCAAUGAAACCGCCCCUUGCCUUCUCCGGUGAGAAGAACGACGAGGAACUCAACACAUGGUUGAGAACAGUUCCAAUGUGGGUAAGGGCAAAGAGGACAUUGCAGGAGGAGGAGGUGAUUACUGCUGCAUCUUACCUUGAGGGUAAGGCAGCCAAAUGGCUGGAUGGGAUAGUAGCGAAGGCCGGGUUCGGACGACGCAUGGCAGAUUGCGGUAAGACCCUCACUUUAGAAGAGUUCUUAGAUAUGGUAGAAGCUCGCUGGCAUAAUCCGCAGCAGGCACAAAUUGCCACUGACGCGAUGUUGAGNGGUAAGACCCUCACUUUAGAAGAGUUCUUAGAUAUGGUAGAAGCUCGCUGGCAUAAUCCGCAGCAGGCACAAAUUGCCACUGACGCGAUGUUGAGACUGGACCAGCGAAAGUACAAGUCGGUCAGAGAGCUAACGUCUACCGUAGAAAACCUCAUCGUCGUUCCCGUCAUACGCUACGAUGACCAGGUCUUAUUGACCAUGUUUCUGAGAUGUCUGCCCGAGAAUCUCAGGACCUCACUGGCCAGCAAGGCUCGCCUCGAGUAUCCUUCCUUUGAGACCUUCUCUAGAAAGGCCUUAGAUUUGGAGGCUACUCUAGGAAGUGCUCAUCCUACUCCAGUAGACGGGAGGAAGAAGAAGAGUCCACAGGAAUGGAAGAAGAAGGGUAGUAGAUUGAUGAUGGUUGAGUCCGAUGGGACCCAAACUGAAAUCGAAGAACUUACCGACCUGAUGGACGGUUCAAAGUACGACGGCGAGGAAGUCGUUGAGGGUAGCACCCUCGCCGCGGUAGUAAAGACUAAGGCAGGUGGCAGGGGAAAGGGCCAUCAAAAGAGUCAAGGGCAGACCGCCUCCAAUCAGUCCAAAGUAGCAGAUUGGGUUGAGGCAGGUCUUGAUCAGGAAGUGUGGCGGGACAACCGAGUGUGUGGUACUUGCAUCAACUGUGGUGAAUACGGACACACCCAGUACAAGUGUAAGAACGCAAAGACCCUUAAAUGGAUCAAGACUCAACCGGCUCUUUCUGAUGCACUCAAGCGCUGGAUUGACGGCAUAGAUCAGUAUGACUUCAAGCUAGAGUAUAUGAAGGGCGAGUACAACAAGGUUCCAGAUGCGCUGUCACGUAGGGCAGACUACCUAGGGGCGCUAGUUUCUGAGUUUGGCGUAUCUGAAGAAGUAACUCAAUCGCUGGUGGGAGCCUAUCAGGAAGACCCUGUCACUAUUGACAUCAUACGCAAACUGCAGGCAAAAGAUAAGGCCACAGAAGAUGAGUUUGUGAUGGUGGACGGGCUACUCUUUCUUGAUAAGGUCGGGUUUAAAAGAUUAGUUGUUCCAUCUAGGGAGCAUUUGCGCAGUUUAUUUCUAGGAGAAUGUCAUGACGCAACUGGACAUUUUGGCUACAAAAAGACCAAUGUCAAUCUAGUACAACGAUUUUGGUGGCCCGGAAUGCUAGAUGAUGCAAAGAGGUAUGUGGAGACCUGUCAGGUCUUUCAGCGGGACAAGCCGCGAACUCAAGCACCGCUUGGGUUGCUGAAGCCCUUACCUAUCCCCGCUGGUCCGGGACAGAGUGUUUCCAUGGAUUUCAUGGACACCCUGGUGACCAGUAAGAGUGGCAAGAGGCACAUCUUUGUCAUCAUAGACCGAUUCACCAAGUACGCUAGACUAACUGCCAUGCCAGAGACCGCAAGGACUGAACACGUCAUCAAGUUGUUUAUGGAUAACUGGGUGCGUGAUUUUGGACUGCCAAAGUCAAUCGUUAGUGACAGAGAUGUCCGCUUUACAAGUGAGUUGUGGAAGAAGACUGCUGAACAAUUGGGCAGUCAACUUCAGAUGACCUCCGGGAAUCAUCCCGAAGCCAAUAGACAGGCCGAGCAGAUGAACAGAGUUGUACAACACCUGUUGAGGCAUUACAUCAAGCCCAGCCAGGAUGACUUGGAUGAGAAAUUGCCUCUCAUCGCCAGCCUGUACAACAACGUUGUACAAAGCAGUACCGGCGUCAUUCCUAACCAGCUGCACUUGGGAUGGAAGCCUAGAUCAGCGCUAGACUUCGUCCUGCCUGAAAACCGACCAUCUGCAACUCUGGGCGCACUUGAGUAUGGUGUGCAGUAUGAGAAGUUGCUACAGCAAGUUGUCGAGCACAUAAGGAAAUCUCAGCAAGCAAUGAUUGCUUCUGAGAACAAACAUUGUCGACAGUCCUCAUUUCAGUCCCAAUGCAAAUGGACCAAGUGUAAGGAGUCACUUUUCAUGGUCAAAGAUGCUCAAGGGAACGAGCUUCCCAUCCUCUUGGAUGAGAAGCACGAGUCCCCAGUGACUUUUAUGAAUGCUAUAAAGGCCCGUGUGGAUGAGCAGUAUGCCACAAUUGGCGACAUGCUACUGGAGCCAAGCGCUGGACUUGGGAAGCGCUGCCUGGAGGAGAAGAGCAGUUGGGUGCUUAGCCUGGCUAUGGCCAUGCUGGACACAGCGAACGAGAGCGAGAAACUGUUCUUUCAGAAACUUUAUGAGGACGCGAUGCACAGAGAGGAGGUAGAAGCAGCAACCAAAGCUACAAGUAUUGCUGCCCAAGUGGCUCUCCUCGAGGUUCUGGAGUCUAGUGAUGCCCGGUUCACAGAGAAGCUAACUGUUGUCGUAGCAGCCUUGGUUCAACUGCGGACCUUGGAAGAUCUCGAGUCCCGUGUGACAGCUCUAGAGCAGCAUAACCAAGAGUUGCAGGUUGAGAUCGUCAACCUCAAACAAGCCCAACUGACUGCCCCUCGUCCUCCUAAUCCUCGUCCUGCUGCAGUCCCAGUCUCUUACGCUAACACACACCUCAUGCAGAGAGCAAGUGGAAUUGUGACGAGCGCAGGAACCCGUGCCAGCUCCUCAAGCGGCAGCGCCGACAGUUCUGCACUGGUCUCAGUCCUCCCAAAUGCGGGAACAUCAGCCCAAAACGCUGCAGUUCUUACUGGCGUACAAUACAGCAGUCCCAUAGUGGACAAGAGGGCGGCCACGCUGCCGUCCAAGUACUACGGGAAGGGGGACAUCACCUCUUGGAUCAACUCCAUGCGCUUAUACUUCGAGGUAUUGUGAACACCUCAAGAAGACCGAAGCAUGGUCAUGAGCACAAAUAUUGAGCCCGUUGUACAGAGUUUC